ACAUGUAAUACAUAUGUAAAGUCGAAUAAAGUAGUGUCAAAUAUGAAGGUCAACCCUACAUGGUUGCCCAAUCACGAUAACAGAAGUAAGGUGGAAUACAUACCAAACAAUAUAUCCAGCAUUCAAUGGAGCUUUAACAUCAGAUACGUAAGGAGAUAAACAACAACUUACGAAAAUAGAUAAUCGAGUGUCUAAUAUGAUCGGAACUAUUCUUCACUCAGUAGAUGUUUUUACAAUCUUGACAUUUUUUAUAACACUUUUAUUAGCUUACCUUAUUUGGGACAAUGUGGUUCGAGUGCGAACGAACAUUCCUGGCCCAACACCAUGGCCGAUAAUAGGAAAUAUGCCGUCAAUAAUAGGGACUAAGAACGCAAGUGAAACAUUUUUGCAGAUGCAAAAGAAGUAUGGAGAUUUAGUUUAUCUCAAGCUCGGUAUAUUACCUAUUGUUCUCGUUUAUGGAUACAAAAAUGUGCAUCAAGUGUUGGUUGACAAUGGCAACAAGACAAAAUUCAGACCCAGACAUAUACUUCACUUCCUUAAAACACUCUUCCCAAAUAAAACAGGUCUAAUCUUUAGCAAUGGCCAAGAAUGGGUUGAUAUUCGGCGAUUUACUAUGGUGGCAUUAAAAGACUUCGGUGUCGGAAAACAAUCCAUUGAAGAAAAGAUACAAGACGAGGUCGGCUUACUGAUGGAACUCUUCUCAAAACAAGAAAAGAAACCAACAGAUUGUAGUAAAAUGUUCCCGAAAGCAACCUCCAAUAUCAUUUCAAGCAUUAUAUUCGGUUCACGGUUUGACUUCGAUGAUCCAGAUUUCAACAACCUUUUAGGGAAUAUUGCAACUUUAUUUAAAUAUGCAGCUGCCUUUAGACUAGAAAAUUGUUUUCCAAUUCUGGACAAAAUAAAUCCAUUCAACAAGACAAAAUUAGUUGUGGAGGGUAGAAGGAAGAUUCAAAAAUAUAUAGCUACACGGAUAGAGAGUGUGAGAGGUUCGUUCGAUGCUAAUAACAUUCGGCAUUUCUUGGACGUUUACCUUGAACAAGAAGAAAAACCCGACAGCAAAAUUUCAGAUGAGAGUUUAUUUAUUACUAUAGCUGAUCUGUAUAUUGCUGGUACAGACACUACCUCCGUCACACUACAGUGGAGUAUGAUGUAUAUGAUAAAAUACCCGGAUGUUCAGAAGAAAUGUCGAAAUCAAAUAUUAGAGGUCAUCGGUGAAGACAGACAACCUGUCGUGAAAGAUAAAGACAAUAUACCAUACGUCAUGGCAACUUUACAAGAAGUACAGAGAAUAUCAACCAUUGCUCCUCUUGCAGUACCACAUGUAUCUAUUGAGGACGUAGAAAUCGACGGAAAGAUUAUUCCAAGGGAUACAAUCAUCAUCCCUCAUUUGAUGUCUGUUCAUCUUGAUCCAUCUGUUUGGGAUAAACCAGAAGAAUUUCGACCAGAGAGAUUUCUUGAUAAAGAUGGACACUUUGUUAAAAAGGAAGGCUUCUCUGCUUUUUCGAUGGGUCCACGCCUGUGCCCCGGCAAACAGCUUGCAGAAUCAGAAUUACUUUUAUUCUUCGUUUCAAUUUUACAAAGAUUCAAUUUGACGAAAGGUGACGACAACGACGAAUUACCUAUGACUGGGAUUCAGACUGGAACUACAAACCAACCACAACCAUUCCAGAUCUGUUUUCUACCAAGAUAAAUGUCAGUCCUCACUACAUUGUUGACUCCUGUGAUAUUCCAUAAUAUUUAGUAGUUUAAACCAUAAAUUUAAAAUGUACCGCAAUUCCCGAAACACAAAAAUAUAUAUGAAUGCCGAGUAUACUGAUAACAAAUUAGCCAAUCAAAAAAAAAGAAUACUCAGAACAAUUUUUCCCGACUUGUCCCGAGUAAGGUGUAAACAGUGAUCCACGUGAUAAGAAUUCAUUUUUAUAAAACUCAAAAGUUUACACAUGCAUACCCGCUUGUUUGUUUUGAAAUACUACUAAGCCUGGAACCUAUUUUUCAUUAAAAAAAAACCUGUAGUUAUUGACCUAAUAUAAUUCGCAAAUUUGCAAACGGAACAUUGGAUGACAAAAAAUAAUUUAUGCUCAGUUUAAUGGGAUAACGACAGAAUAAUAUUUUACUGAUUCCCACAUGGAAGGACUAUUUUUAAAAUAAAAACAAGAACAACCUACGUGACCUUUCUAUGUUUCCAGUUCAUGACGUAUUACAGUAAAAAAUCAUGUGAUUGUUUCGAUUCAUUUUUUUUGUAUGAAUAUUCUCAGAAACCUUUUUACUACUAGUGUGUAUUUGUUAUGUACUUCCUUGAAAUAAAUAUUUUCAUUU
Molecule: messenger RNA, 2316 nt
Organism: Mytilus trossulus (common blue mussel)
Lineage: Eukaryota; Metazoa; Mollusca; Bivalvia; Mytilida; Mytilidae
Product: cytochrome P450 2H1-like
Exons: 8
Coding region: 197-1690 (497 amino acids)
Biological process (GO): xenobiotic metabolic process
Cellular component (GO): intracellular membrane-bounded organelle; cytoplasm
Molecular function (GO): iron ion binding; oxidoreductase activity, acting on paired donors, with incorporation or reduction of molecular oxygen, reduced flavin or flavoprotein as one donor, and incorporation of one atom of oxygen; heme binding
Source: RefSeq, a predicted model, not a curated record